This is a messenger RNA of Gasterosteus aculeatus aculeatus (three-spined stickleback), 2121 nucleotides long. It is a transcript of the gene b3gnt2l, whose product is annotated as UDP-GlcNAc:betaGal beta-1,3-N-acetylglucosaminyltransferase 2, like. Gene Ontology annotation, biological process: protein O-linked glycosylation; poly-N-acetyllactosamine biosynthetic process. Gene Ontology annotation, molecular function: protein N-acetylglucosaminyltransferase activity. Gene Ontology annotation, cellular component: Golgi membrane. NCBI's taxonomy places the organism in Eukaryota, Metazoa, Chordata, Actinopteri, Perciformes, Gasterosteidae. The record is from RefSeq and is a predicted model, not a curated record.
UAAUAAUAAUAUUACUGUUCCGUCAUGCUUUUCUUCCAGGAUCAGUAGGUAUUUGCAUAUACAGUAGACUUGGACUUUAAACUUGUAUUAUUUUUAUUUUGAACUCCAGUUUAACAACCAGAAUCUGUAGCUCGGUGUGCUUGAUUGUAGUCUUUGCUGGUCGAUCAAAUAUUUACAUUUUGAAUACAUUAAGAACUAUGCAAAAAGAUUCAUAUACAAACACAAGGUAUUCACAUAUGCACAUUUGUUUUUUUCAGCCUGUUGUUUUUCACUCCGGAGUGAAUGUCUUUUCAUAUACAGCCUUUCUUAUGUAUAACAUAAUGUUUGUGAAAUGAAAUGAACGUGGAUUCAGAAGAACAAUAGACGUUUCGUUCCUCCCUCCUGGGCGUGGCCUCCACCUACCUGCUCCACUUAAUCGCAAUCUUAAACUUCCUGCUUUCUACUUCGUUUCUCUUCAUGGAUUUCAGACAUAAUUGCUUCAGCUUGUGUUUCGUUAUCUUGUGUUCGGUACAUUAAAUCUGUCAUCUGCUGCCAGUCUGUGUAACCUGAGGAAAACACCACCUUGAGCCAAUGAAGCGUAUUCACACCUUUAGUGCUUUGGUUGCCUCCGUCACCUUAUUUCUGAUCUUCUUCUACUCGACCAUAAACCUAGAGACAACCUACAGUCUCAGGGAGGGACCUGCAAACCGUCUGAACCAUCCUACCCUCCAGGUCCACAUCAGAGAUGGUAAAUCACAAGCAUCCAACCAGGGGAGAGUCAUCAUUCUUCCACCGGCUGUCCUCAAUGUGUCUGUUUUGGACGGCCUCAGACACACCAUCCCUCAAAAUGGAGCCUACUGGAACCGCCUGCUGUACUCAGUCUUCAGAAAUCCUUUCGGACACAACUCAAAUUGGUCUCUGUGCAGGCAGACGAAUCAAGAGCAUCUGCGAACCAAUAUGCACGACUUUCCCUCCUACCCUUUCUUAUUUCAGGACUUUUUGCAGGGGAUGAACUGCAGUUCGCCUCCAGUCCUGCUCAAUCAACCCAACAAGUGCCGCUCUGGCGAAGGGAAGGACGACCAUCAGACCUUUCUGCUUGUUACCAUCAAGUCAACUCCUAGAAACUUUGAGCAGAGACAGGCGGUGCGGGAGACCUGGGGUGGAGAAGGCGUGUAUCAGAGUGGACUGAGGGUUCGCACUGUGUUUCUGCUGGGUAGUUCCCCACCGGAGGACCCUGACCUCAGCUCUCUGUUGGCAUUUGAAGCGAGACAAUUUGGGGACCUGCUGCAGUGGGACUUCCAUGAAUCCCUCUUGAACCUGACACUUAAAAUGAUCAUGUUCAUCCAGUGGACGGUGAAAUACUGUCCUGACGCGUCCUUUGUGUUCAGUGGCGACGAUGAUGUAUUCGUCAACACACCAACACUACUCAGCUACCUGCAGUCUCUGGAGCCUUCGAAGGCCUCUCGGUUGUAUGCUGGACAAGUCAUAAGCCAAGCAACUCCCCUCAGGGACCCUAAAAACAAAUACUACAUUCCCCUGAGCUUCUAUGACGGCCCGUACCCUGCUUAUGCCGGUGGAGGAGGUUUUAUUAUCUCUGGAGCGUUGAUGCAAGGCCUAUAUUCAGCUUCAAGCGCCAUUCCCUUCUUUCCCAUUGACGAUGUGUACGCUGGGAUGUGCUUGAAGGCUUUAGGGGUUUCUCCUGAACACCACAACGACUUUAGGACUUUUGACAUCAAGGAUCAGGACCGUGAAAACCUCUGUAUAAUUAAGAAACUUAUUCUGAUUCACCGGCGCUCCCCACAGCAAAUCAAGAGGUUAUGGAAGGGCAUUCACAACCCAUUGCUGACUUGUUGAACAGGACUGGUGACAAUCGAAUCAUUGCAGAAGGAAAGGUAAUCGAGGGUUUUCCAGUAAUUCUGAAAUCUUGAACGGACUACAUAGGGAGCAGUUUCCUGCACUGGUAUGAGUCAUACCAGGACUGUUUUUCAUGAUGAGAAAUUAGAAGUGUAGUAAUCAGCAUUUUAAGUAGUAAUUUCUCCUGGUGAUUUUGUCAAGAGAUAAUUGGUCUUAAAUAAUUUGGACGUCUUUCAUGUUUGCUGUCAUGCGUUUGAAUAAACCUGUCUCUGAUGUAACCCAUUCUGA